Acanthoscelides obtectus is the source of this 6862-nucleotide messenger RNA. The record is from the annotation of a GenBank genome assembly. NCBI's taxonomy places the organism in Eukaryota, Metazoa, Arthropoda, Insecta, Coleoptera, Chrysomelidae.
AUUGAAUAUGACGCAGAACGACAACUCAGAAGACUAAAUACAGUACAAAAUAUUCCGAGUUUAUGUUCUGUAAAUGCUGAAAGUUGCCAGUUUGAAAAAUGUUGUGGAAUUAGAAUAUAAUUUCUAUAAAGAUUUGAAUCAGAAUACGGAAAAUCAAUUCGGUUUUUAAAAAUCUAAUCUUUUCUUUCAAGUAUAUUUUUGCUAAUUUGGACCUUGGGAGAGGUUUAUUCGUUGGACCACCAGUGAAAACUUUGAGCAUGGGCAACACUGUAGGAGGUAGGAACUGCAGAAUUGCAGAAUAGAGAAAAGCCAAGUUCCCAAGUUAGCGAAGACCCAACAGUGCAUAAGGAAUCCAAGGAAUUUAUUUGAAAAACCAUAAUUUUGUAAAAGUUGGCACAGGAAUUCCUUUUAUGUCUACUCAUCAAUAAUUUUUGUCACAAACGCAUGAUGGAAGACUUCUCUAAAAUGUCGCACAGCGAUAGCGAAAUCAGAGACGAUGUGAUGGAUAAGGUGCGCCGACUUAAAAAACAACUCCAUAUUGAGUUUAAAGCAAAAAGGAAACUCACAACCGCCGAGGAUAUACGGAAGUUCAAGCGCAAGAUUCAGCCUUUGUACAAUGAAAUUCGUUUAGUACAGGCAGUAAACUCCCACAAUACUGAAGAAGUUAAGAAGUUCCUUGAGUGUGGAGUCAGUGCAAACAGUACAGAUAAUGAGAAAAGAAGUGCUUUACAUGUAGCUGUAAGCAAAGGGUAUGCUGACAUAGUAGAGCUUCUGCUGCACCAUGGUGCUGAUCCAAACAAGAGAGAUAUCAUCCACAACACACCCUUACAUUUGGCAGCUUGCAUUCACAAUUUUGCAAUAAUUUCCAUGCUUAUCAAUGCAAAAGCAGAUGUAAGUUGUUUAGACUUGCAAGGAAGGAGUCCUUUCCAUUUGGCAUCCAGUAAGCUACAGAUUUUGCAGAAGGGAUGGAGAGAGGGGGCAAUUGAAAUGAUCAAGUUAAGGGAGGAGUUACAACAGGUUGUUGAUUUACUGAUGUCAGUAGUGAUGCGCGGAGUGGAAGAGAAAGUAGAAAAACUUCUCCAUUCAGAUAUAAAUGAACUGCAGAUGACAAAAAUGAAUUUGAACUCUGCCAAACCCGAAGAACUUGAUAAUCAAAUGUCCAAAUUAUUGAGUGACAUCGAGAAAUUCUCGAUCGCUUGAACAUGCGUGUGCGUGAUUACCUUUUUUUACAAAUCAAUUUGGUGAGUUUGACAUGGACCAGUGUGUAAAUGGGCAUUCAUAAGGACGUCGCUUAAUGUUUUAUGGAUUUUUUGACUGCUAAAUACAUCAUAUAACAGAAGGGUUUUUGGUAUGAUGAAGACAAAAAUUCGGAUAUAUAUAAGAAAGAAUGGUUGUCCAAAAGAGUGUGAUCAUAUUCUGACAUUCUAUGUUUGUGCAGACAACUUAAAAACUUUAGAAUGUAACACCUGAAAUUCAUCCUCUGGUUUUAAUGUUGAUAGGUAUCCAUUAUCUUCUUCAUCAGCAAAAAUAUUCAGUACAUAUUUGGUUUCAUAUGGCUAGGAUAUCAUGGACUUGUAUUUAACGGAGUAGUGUGUGGAAUGAAUGACACUAACAGUGUUGUUCAGUACAAAAGUGCUAUUUAAGUUAUUAUGAUUGAUAUGCUUAAUUUUUGAUAAAUCACAACAUUAAGUUGUAAACUGUGUUGAUAGCCUUUGCGAGGUUCUCAAAUAUGCAUUUAAAGUAUGUGCUUGAAACAAUUCUUUAUGCAUUUACUACCUUUGAAUUCUAGUAAAAUGUUUCAGGCCUUAUCCGUAUCUACCUUUUGCAUUUUACCUUAGCUCAUUUUUGAAUAUAGAUUCACAAAAUUAUCAUACCACAAAAACCCCUGUUCAUAAAAGUAACAUGCAUUGUGUAUCGCCAUUUAUGUAUAUCAUCCAUUGAAUAUCACUAAUCAGUGUGUUGCUCAAUGUUUGUACUGUGUAAAGAUCUCCAAAUAUAUUUAGAGAAAGGAUACUUGCUCAUUGAAUUGAAGACUGUACAUUUAGGUAAUUGGUUCUUUUUUACAAAAAGACUUGAACCGUGCAAUCCCCUCAAUAUUAUGUCUUUAUGAUAAUCAUAUACUUUAAUUCACCAUGGGAUGCAGAGAUGUAUUCGAAAACCAAAAGCCUGUAAAGAAACUGCUUAUAAACAGAUAUGUAAUUUUAAAUUUUUGUUAUCAUCACUGGAAGAUAUUUUUACAGUGUUAGGUUGAAAGAAUCAUUGUAAUUGUGCUUCAUAAGAAGAAGAAAAUUUCUCUGCAUGACACGAAGGAAGCUUAUUCCUCGUUAUAUUUAUCCAUUUUCGUUUCAUAUAUUUAUAAUCAUUGAGAUAUAAUCUAAAUUUUUUCAUGUAUUUUGUACAGUUUUGUAUGAAAUUGGGUGUACUGCCGCUAAACAGUGUCAUAAAUAUAUUUACAUGUAAUUUAAAUCUAUUAUAUGGACUAAUAUUUUUAGAGGUGGUCUGGAUACGCAAAAAUCGGAGACGAAUUCAAACAGAAUUCGGUUUUUGGUUUUUCAUCACCUCUUGUUUUUACUGCUAAUUGAAUUCGUAUAUAUAUUUACAUUUUCUUUUUGCUUGUGAUACUUUACAGUUUUCUAUUAUUUUUGAUUAGGAGUAUCAAUUUAUUUAUAGGUGAAAAAUUAUUGUUAGGUGAUACCAUUAAAAUCAGAUUGCUGUCUAGUCAAAUCUACAGAUUCAAACGAAUUUUUAGUUGUAAACUGUUUUCAUCUGAAACUUAGUUUUGACUAGACUUUCAAUCAGAAUUUUAGAUUUUCAAGGUAUUUUUGAAUAUAGGCCAUAGGGGAAGUACAGUUAUGUCCAAAAUGACAUAUUGUUUUACUAAUCAUCAAUAACUUUAAUAUUACUCAUAAUAGGAACAAUUUUUUUCUUACAACUUUGCUUAUAUUAGUGACUGCUAUUGCGUCUGAAGAAUCUGAUGAAGUAGAUGGUUUACAAGAACUAGUGGAUGGCUUUGAUGAAAUUCAGGGGCCUUAUUCUGUUCCUGGGCCAUAAUCUCGCCAGCCUCCGGUUCUAUUGGCAACGAUGGAAGGUUCUGAUCCUGGAUUGAGUCUGAGUUAUCAGCUGUGGAAGCUAUUGGCAUAUUUGUUGUAUCAGCUGGUUCAAAAAAGUGAUUUGGAAAUAUGUCUGGAUCAACUGGCCAUAGUCCAGUGUUUUUGAACUGAAGCAGUCUUUCCAUAAGCUUGAUUAAAUAAAUAUCUGAUCUGAAGAGCUGUCACCACUCUUCCUGGAUGAUUUCUAAGCCCGACAGAAAUCUCUUGGUUAAAAUAUGUCUUGAGCGGUCUAUAAAAGCACACAUCGAGAGGCUGCAUAUGAUGAGUGUAGUGUGGAAGAAGACGAACAAUUUCGAUUCCAUUCUACUUGGCAAAGUUCAAAGCUUCGAAUAACAUGGCUGGCAUGGCGAUCGACAAUAAAGAGGACUUUAUCAUUAUGACUAGCUUUUACAAAGCUUUGAAAAUGCUGGAGUCACUUCACGAAAAUUUCAGUGGUCAUCCACCCGCUUUCUUGAGCUACUCCUACCGUACCAGUUGGUGCUUCAUCCCCGAGCAGCUCGUUUUUCAUAUUUUUCCUUGCGAAAAUCAUUAAAGGAGUUACAUACGACCCAGCUGCAUUCAUGCAACACACAACUGUCGGAUUAGAUCCCCGCUCCGCGCUUGUAAUGGCAUCUACUUGCUUCCUGCCAGCGGUAGCCAGGAUCUUUUGAGGUCUUUGGACAGUAGACAGCCCCGCUUGGCACGGGUAUCACGUAACUUUAAAAGUGACAUUAUACCGAUUUUUUUUGACAUGUUGGUACUUUUUUGACAUUAUGUAGGUUUUUCUACAAGAUGUUAUCUUAGCACUUAGUUGUACGUGUUGCCUAAACGUCAUGAGGCUUGUUAUCAAUCUUCGGCUCUGAUGUGAUGUAAAAUCUGUUUCUGAGAUGGCAUUACUCGAGGUCUAAGCUGUAAGUUGUAUGUGUUGAUGAUAAUUGCAUUGGGAUCUUGUCUGAAAUACACUUAAAUGAGAUUCAAAGCUAGAAAUUAGUUGCGCAUCCACUUUUUCUUACCCAUUCUGGAAAUUACAUAUACAAAUUUGCUGAAUUUCGAAAAUGAGAGAGAUAAGAAAUAAUUAUAUUCACUGUACACUGUCGAAUUACAAGCCAUAUACAUGCUAACAGUAAUUACACACAACGCGGGCGCGGUGAUUUCCCGUAAUUCUCCUCAGUUUUUCGUAAUUAAUAACUUUGAACAUAACCUCUCUUCAGAAAUCACAACAUAUAAUUUUAUACACCUGCAGACCAAUACACAUAAUCAUCCAGAUGCGAUCUUGCUAUUCAACCAACUUUCUUAGAGAUAAAAACUACAGACCCGGAUCACCCAGCCUCACAAAGCUAUGCAACCAAUAAUGCUUAGUUCAGUCUGCAAGUUGACAUCUUAUAGUUUUUUUUUGACGUUUUCUGUUUUUUUUACAUGAUAUCCGUGCCGAUUCGUCCACAUUGUAGAUCCGGUUCGCGUUUAAUUUGUGUUUGUCUAUGUAUUCUUGAUAGUUAUCGAAAAUCUUUCUUACUUGAGGUCUAUUAAAAGCUUGGGCUCUGGCUGCGGAGGUAGGCUCCGGUUUUCGUAAAGAUAUGUCUUUAUGGCGUUUUAAAAAUCCAUCUAGCCACUCCUGGCCAGCUUUACCGUUAUCUUUAUUAAAACUGUGUGAAAAGCUAUUCUUUUCAGCCAAUCCGAAUGCGAGUUCUUGGACCAUUGUACGCGUUAAUCCAAACAUGCGAGUUUCAAGUAGCUUGAUGUGCUCAACCAAUUGUCUCUCAAUUUCAAGAGAAAAUGUUAGCUGAAAUCGGCCUAAACCUUUUGCUGGAGGUGCAACUGUUUUAUUUUGUUCCAAAGCAUGCCGCCUUAGUGUAGAUUGUGGCACUUUGAAGGUCUUAAGCCCGUAUCGUCAGUCGUCCCUACAAUUGUAGGGCGCGUUUAUGGCCUCCUUGAUUGUCAUACUCUUUUCUCUCCUUCAAAAAUUUCCAGAUUACACUCGUCCCGUGUCAGCGUCAGCGCUCUCCUAUUGUUAAGAUAUGUUUUCCUUUUAAAUUGUAGGAAAUUUCAGGCUGAUAAAACAUGAUAUAACUCUAAAGCAAGCACAAUUUGAUGCAAAUAGAUGUUUGUGACAUAACCUCAAAAUAGAGCGUUGACACGGAGAAGUAUAAAACUAUGACAAUCAAGGAGGCCAUAAACGUGCCCUACAAUUGUAGGGACGACUGACGAUACGGGCCUUAGAAGCCAGAAGCCAACCCAUUUUUUUUCUCUUUAACAGCUUCAAUAGCUUUUUUCGUCGCUUCUUGACUCCAUGACUGCCGAUUACUUGUCCUCUUAUAAUUUCGGGGCAUAUUGCCAUUCUGUAAAUUAAAAAGAUUUACUUAAAAAAUUUCUUACCACCAUCUCGACGCAAAAUGACAUGAAUCAAAUUCAAGCGGAUAACCAAAUGAAAAUGGUAUUUACCAUUUUGGAUUGGUAUUUACCGAUCCGUUCAAGCGAGUGUGGUUGUCAGUUUGGUUAUAAGAUCCGUGACGUCAUGAAUCAGUUGUGUCAUAGUUAUCACCGCAAAAUUGUGGUAUUUACCCAACUCAGGAGUAGUUUUAUAUUUCUGGUUAUUAUUUGACAUGUGACAAGUUAGAAUUUUGCCGGGUAUUGGAUAUCUUUAUGGUACUUCAGCUUCAUUUUUGGGAAACUUGAUACAGGCUGACUUCAGUUUUAGCAUAAGAGAGCACCUUAUUAGUUAUAAUCAUUACUGUUGUUGGGGACACUUUAAAUCUAGUUCCUACGCUUAACAAAGUAUCCUGUAUAGCCAUAUACCACAAGAAUAUUAAAAUAUGGCCAUAUAAACUCACUGGAUGAUGUCCACCUGUAUAAGGUUUUGUUAAUAUCUUUUCUUCAUCAUUUCUGCUAAAUCAAUAAAUAUUUUCUUUGACAUGCGGAAAAGAUUAGAGAAUUGAAAGUUAUCAUAGCUACAAAGCCAUGGUUCCAUCAGUAUAAAUUUUUUUCUGAAAAAAAAAAAACAUCCUCCCAUUAAUAUUAUGAAAGGUUUCUUUUUUUCAACUUGCCAUACCCCGUUGUAGACGAAAAAGCACCGAUUAUUAAGUGAUAUUAAAAAUAAUCAGAAAUUAUAUACGCGCUUUUCUAAAAUAAAUAACUUGAAAUAAACCGCGGUUAAAACCAACGCGUUCAAGCGAUUCGAGUAACUGACGUCAUCAUCCCGUGUCUCAUCUUGAACCAUAUUAUAACCGCGGUACAUAAUACGGAAAUUUUGGUUAUUCCCUUGGAUUUGAUUAUUAUGUCGUUUUGUCCAUAGUGGUUGUAUGUCAUUUUGUACAUAGCCUCAAAAAAUAUUACGAUUCGAAGAAUAAUCUUGUUGCAGUGACAAUAAUGUUUUAAAUUCUACGCGAUCACCUCAAACACAAAAUGCUUCGAAAUAUAAAAUUAUAGGACAGUAAAAUAACAAAAGAAAACUUAGCGAAAAACAAAUGACCACUAACAAAUUUCUUUCCAACCUCGAAACACAAAUGUCAACAUGGCGUCCGUUCUGUAUUUUAAACGGCUCUCAAAAGUCCAAUGGUAUAUUUCCGGUGUAGAUGCUUCUUGAUUGGCUAACUUUUGACAGUUUAUACCGCGCAGUUUUUUAAAUAUCACUAAUGUGUCGUUUUAUCCGCAUAUGUCAUUUUGGACGUAAUUCCCCUAUAUUCAAUUUUUUCGAAUUUUAGCCUACAUACAUGAGUCUUUAAUUGACAUUAUUAGUUUUAUCUGUGAGCUAAAAUAAAUAAUAUAAUCAAUUGUAA